Molecule: messenger RNA, 1221 nt
Organism: Pistacia vera
Lineage: Eukaryota; Viridiplantae; Streptophyta; Magnoliopsida; Sapindales; Anacardiaceae
Product: 2-hydroxyisoflavanone dehydratase-like
Exons: 1
Coding region: 165-1136 (323 amino acids)
Molecular function (GO): hydrolase activity
Source: RefSeq, a predicted model, not a curated record
GGCAACGGUCAACUUAUUUUGGCCGGUAUGACUGUGAGUAGGCUUUGCACACUAUAAAACGCAAUGACACAUGGGUGUGUCAUAGUUCACCAACAUCAAGCCAGUCAAAAGAUAUUUUCUAGCUUUCUUCCUUCACACUUGACACAUUUCUCCAAUCUCUCAAUAUGGGUUCCAUGGACAAGGAAGUAGUGUCAGAACUUCCCCCGUUUUUCCGUAUUUACAAAGAUGGAUCGGUUGAACGAACAAGAGGCUCUCCGAUUGUGCCACCAUCGCCUGAAGACCCAGAAACUGGAGUCUCAUCCAAAGACAUAACUGUUUCUGAAAAACCUAAAAUCUCAGCUAGAGUCUAUCUUCCCAAACUCACCCAAGUCACCACCCAAAAACUCCCAGUCUUGGUGUAUUACCAUGGUGGAGCCUUCUGCAUCGAAUCUGCCUUCUCUUUAGUUGAAACUAAACUAAUGAACACGUUGGUUGCUGAAGCCAAAAUCGUUGCAAUAUCAAUAGAGUACCAGCUAGCUCCUGAAAAUCCUAUCCUUGGGAUUUAUGAAGAUUGCUGGACGGCUCUCCAAUGGGUUUGUUCCCAUUCUCCUGCUGAAGGUGGCAAUAAGGAGCCAUGGUUAUCAACUUAUGGAAACUUUGAAAAAGUUUUCAUCGGUGGUGAUAGUUCAGGAGGCAACAUUGCGCAUAAUAUACUCAUGCGAGCGGGCAAAGAAAGCCUGCCUGGUGGUGUAAAAAUUUAUGGAGGUCUUCUUACACACCCAUAUUUUUGGGGUUCCAAGCCAGUUGGGAGAGAGGUUACCGAAAACAGAGAGAAGAUUGUGUCUGAUCAAGUUUGGAGGUUUUUAUAUCCAACUGCACCUGGUGGUAUUGAUAAUCCGAUGAUGAAUUUCAAUACCCCCGAUGCGCCAAGCUUGGCUCAACUUGGGUGUUGUCGGUUGCUGGUGAGUGCUGCUGAACUGGAUGAGCUGUGGAGUAGAUGUGUUUUAUACUAUAACACAGUGAAGGAAAGUGGGUGGAAAGGAGAGGUAGAGUUUGUUGAUGUGGAGGGCGAGGAACAUGCCUUCCAUAUCUUGAAUUAUGAGUCUGAAAAUGCGAAGAAAAUGAUCAAACGCUUGGCUUCUUUUCUUAUCAAGUAGACUCAAUCAUCUUUUCCUUGACUUUCUACAAAUAAACAGGUUAAGGAUUUAGGGAUUUACAGUCCCACCUUGAGUUUCCCUUCUA